UCAUUUGCUCCACCGCAGGCGAGAGCGCGGAACGCGGAGCAGCCAAUCGGCGCGCUCCGAUCGACGCCCCCCCGCGGGCUCAGCUCGCAGAAUUCUCCUCGGCAGCUUCCGCCAAAGUGCUGAGAGUCACUCCGCGCGCUCGGGAAGGCACCUCCGCACUGACAGCUGUUACAUCCGAGGGAUUCCCGGACCAACGCCUUACGCGCUCGGCGGUCUGGACCUCCCUUCUCGGACCCAAGAACCUGGUUCCCUUCUUCCCGGAGCUCCGUUUCCAGGACCCAGGCACUCCCGUUCCCCGCCUCCCGGAUCCAGGCGUCCGGGAUCUGCGCCACCAGGACCUCGCCUCUUGAAGACCACGGCUGCGUUGGCGCCGCCAGCUCUCCGGAGCCAAGGACCCCAGGUCCCAGCUUGAGAAACUACCGUUUUCCCCCCUCCCGGGGCUAGGAAACCCGGGGGCUCCCAACUCUCAGCGUUCGGAGGCCAGGAAGAGCACCGCCUGGGAGAGCAGAGCAGUCCCAGCGCCCAGUACAGAGCUCAGACACUCCCUCUUCCAAGAGCCAGACACUUGGGCGCUGCGAAGUCACACUCCGAGGAACCCUCAGAGUUCCAGCUUCCAGGCUGUUACUCAACUCUCAGUUCUAAGCAACGUCCGCGUCCUGGGAAGGAGCCCCAAGAGCUCCCAGCAUCCAGGCUCUAAGGAACCCCGGGGCGUUCAUCAUGGUGGCCGAUCCCCCUAAAGGAGACACCAAGUUGCUGGUGGCGGCAGAGCCCACUGCGAACAGUGUCUCAACAUCCGUCCCCAGAGAGGACCGAGGCACGGCAGGAGGCCGCUGCUGCAGCUCCCCCGACCAGGUGCGCAGCUGUCUUCGCGCCAACCUGCUGGUGCUGCUGACGGUGGUGGCCGUGGUGGCGGGCGUGGCAUUGGGCCUGGGGGUCUCUGGGGCCGGCGGCACGGCAGCCCUGGGCCAGGCGCGUCUGGCGGCCUUCGCCUUCCCGGGCGAGCUGCUGCUCCGCAUGCUGCGAAUGAUCAUCUUGCCGCUGGUGGUGUGCAGCCUAAUCGCCGGCGCCGCCAGCCUGGACCCGAGCUCUCUCGGCCGCCUGGGCGCCUGGGCGAUGCUCUUUUUCCUGGUCACCACACUGCUAGCAUCUGCGCUCGGCGUGGGUUUGGCGCUGGUUCUGCAGCCCGGCGCUGCCAUCGAGGCCUCGGUCAAGGAUGCGGAUCCUACCAAAAGCAUCAAAAGCAAGGAGGUGCUGGACUCCUUCCUGGAUCUUGUGAGAAACAUCUUCCCUGACAACCUGGUGUCUGCGACCUUCCGCUCAUACAACACCAUCUACAAAGAGGAUAUUUCCAAUGGAACCGAGGGGCCUGGCUCUUUGGACGUUUCCAAUGGAACCAAGGUGAAGAAGCCUGUGGGGGAACAGGUGGAGAGUAUGAACAUCCUGGGCCUGGUGGUGUUUGCCAUCGCCUUUGGCUUGGCCCUGCGGAAGCUGGGGCCGGACGGCGAGCCGCUCAUCCGCUUCUUCAACUCCUUCAAUGACGCCACCAUGGUGCUGGUCUCCUGGAUCAUGUGGUACGCCCCUGUGGGCAUCUUGUUCCUGGUGGCCAGCAAGAUCAUGGAGAUGGAGGACGUGGGGAUGCUCUUCACCAGUCUGGGCAAAUACAUCCUGUGCUGCCUGCUGGGCCACGCCAUUCACGGGCUCGUGGUGCUGCCUCUCAUCUACUUCCUCUUCACUCGAAAGAACCCCUACCGCUUCCUGUGGGGCAUCACGACGGCGCUGGUCACUGCCUUCGGGACCUCCUCCAGCUCUGCCACCUUGCCGCUGAUGAUGAAGUGUGUGGAAGAGAAGAACGGCGUCUCUAAGCAUAUCAGCCGCUUCAUCCUGCCCAUCGGUGCCACUGUCAACAUGGACGGCGCCGCCCUCUUCCAGUGUGUGGCCGCGGUGUUCCUUGCACAGCUUUACAAGGCGUCGCUGGACUUUGUAAACAUUAUCACCAUCCUGCUUACGGCCACAGCGUCCAGCGUCGGCGCGGCGGGCAUCCCGGCUGGAGGUGUCCUCACCCUGGCCAUCAUUCUUGAGGCAGUGAACCUACCGGUUGACAUCUCCUUGAUCCUGGCCGUGGACUGGCUAGUGGACCGGUCCUGCACCGUCCUCAACGUGGAAGGUGAUGCCUUUGGGGCGGGACUGCUCCAACAUUACGUGAAUCGGACGGAAUCUCAAUCUCGGAACUCGGUGCCCAAGUUGAUCCACAUAAAGAGCGAGGCGCCCCUGGACCCGCUGCCGGUCCCCGCUGAGGAGGCAAAUCCCUUCCUCAAACACUUCCCAGGACCCGGUGGGGAUGCCAGCACCUUCGAGAAGGAAUCGGUCAUGUAAACGCCAGUGAGGAUCUUCCCCGCCCUGAUGGGGGGGCACUUUGGACACUGGAUCCCAAGGGGUGAAUAAACGGACAAACCGGGACUCGGAGGGCCCCGCCCACACACUCCGGGGAGCCGGGGGGGCUCACACUGCCCCCCCAACCCCAGAUCUGGGAGCUUCGCUGCUGGGACAUAUGUGGAUGUGAGUGUGAAUGUCGCCCCCAAUUCCCCCCACGCUCCUUGACUCUUACCCUGAUCUGAGGCUAGGAAACAGGAAGAUGGAGAAGUAGUGUCCUCCACACCUCCUCCUGGGAGCCUGCCGGGCUGCCCCGUCUCAGGGCAGGAGCACAGGUCACCACGUGGAAUUCUGCCUUUUUUGAGAGGAAGGACACCAUGUGCUGGCUCCUUUGUUGGUUGUGUUGGUGUCUAUAGCUGUGUGUGUGUGAGAGAGAGAGAGAGAGAGAGACAUGCAUGUGUGCUCUGUGACUCCAGGGCACAUCCCACCCGUCAGGGAACUCUGGGUAGGGCAAACUGACAACAAAUACUGCUGUCACUCCAAAGGACAGUUUUUAGCAAUAAAAUGGUCAGGGCUGUCGAA
Artibeus jamaicensis (Jamaican fruit-eating bat) is the source of this 2952-nucleotide messenger RNA. It is a transcript of the gene SLC1A5, whose product is annotated as solute carrier family 1 member 5. The transcript is spliced from 9 exons. Gene Ontology annotation, biological process: L-aspartate import across plasma membrane. Gene Ontology annotation, molecular function: L-aspartate transmembrane transporter activity; symporter activity; neutral L-amino acid transmembrane transporter activity. Gene Ontology annotation, cellular component: plasma membrane. Lineage: Eukaryota; Metazoa; Chordata; Mammalia; Chiroptera; Phyllostomidae. Bases 718 to 2373 code for a protein of 551 amino acids. The record is from RefSeq and is a predicted model, not a curated record.